Molecule: messenger RNA, 4737 nt
Organism: Xiphophorus couchianus (Monterrey platyfish)
Lineage: Eukaryota; Metazoa; Chordata; Actinopteri; Cyprinodontiformes; Poeciliidae
Product: isthmin-2-like
Exons: 6
Coding region: 466-1737 (423 amino acids)
Source: RefSeq, a predicted model, not a curated record
AAUGAUUUUCAGAUCAUUAAAAUAAAAAGUUCUGCUGAGCUGAUCUCACUGUGGUUCUGAUACCAUCGUCGUCAUCAUCAUCAUCAUCAUCAUCAUCAUCAUCAUCAGAAGAAGAAGAAGAAGACCACCCUGUCCUUUCAGCGAUGACGUCAAAACAAACAAACCCACGUGAUCUCUUGGUUCGGGCUCGCGCUGAGUGGGUUGUGUCCUGCGUGGCCGGGGCGGUUCUGGUUUUAAACACGCUGGGCUGAACCCCGCGGAUGAACUCAGUUUAAACACCCGAACCGGUUCUGAUGGGUCUGCUGCUGAAAUGAGAAAGCUCGGAUCCAGAGGGACUUUCGGUACCGAAGGAUAAUGGGCAUCACGUUCACGCGUGGAUCCGUUUCCACGAUGGGGUGGACACCUCUGUCCUAGGCUGAAGGACCGGGCCCGGGUUCGGUUCUGGGGAAAGUUUGGAGCAGAAGUAUGAACCCGAGAGACGCGCUGCGUGUCUGGCUGCUGAUCCUGGCAGCAGAGUCCAGCUGCGGGCUUCCCACGGACCGGAACACGGAGUCCAGUCCUCAGAUCAGAGCCGAGGAGCAACCAGAAAACCUGCUGCAGACGCUUCCUCUUCCAUCUUCCUCCACCUCCACACAGAGCUGGCCCCAGCAGCCGGACCUCCACCCUUCACCUGCAACCGAGGGGGAGGAGCCUGGAGCCUUCGUCCUGGAUCUGAGGAACUUCCCUGAUCUGGCCAACGCUUAUGUGGGCUCCCAGAACCCCAACAUCCAGGUGACCAUUGAGGUGAUGGAGGACUCCCAGACUGAGGUGGAGAUGGACCUGGCCAAGGAGAACCAGCGCAGCGAUUGGUCCGUGUCGCCGUCUGAGUGGAUGAGCAGGAAGCUGUUCUGGCCGUUAUUCUGGGAGAGCGGGCUGGCAGGAACCGGGCCAGAGGACUACGGCUACGCCCCGGCGGACGCUGUGCUGGGUGGAGUGGGAGCAGACGGGUGGAGCAAAGACGGAGAGACCAAAGACGACUUCGAGAACGAAGAGUGGAGCGACUGGGCCCCGUGCAGCACCACCUGCGGACCUGGAUCUCAAAAACGAACGCGGUCCUGCGGCUACGGCUACGGCUGCACGGCAACAGAAUCACGCACAUGUGACCUGGACAGCUGUUCCAGCGCUGUGGUCUCAGAGACCGAGGCGACAUCGCUCCACCAGUUCAACAUCACCGACUCCAGUGUGGACAGCUGUGAAAAGUGGCUGAGCUGCAGGAACGACUUCCUCCAGAAGUACCUCCACCAGGUGCUCACCCAGCUGCCCUCCUGCCCCUGCUCCUACCCCUCCGAGGCCGUCUACGGCGCCAUCAGCAUCCCGGACCGCAGGCUGCGCAGGACGUACCGCUGGAGAGACGCCAGCGGACCCAAAGAACGGCUGGACGUCUACAAACCUUCGGCCCGGUUCUGUGUCCGCUCCAUGCUGUCCUACGAUGGCCCGACGCUGGGGGCGCAGCACUGUUGCUACGACGACCGGACGAGGCUGAUCACACGCGGCAAAGGCGCCGGAGCGCCGGACCUGAUCGGCGCCGAGUUCUCCCCGGAGCUGCAUUACCAGGUGGACGUCCUGCCCUGGAUCCUGUGCAAAGGGGACUGGAGCCGGUUCCACUCUGCCAGGCCGCCCAACAACGGGCUGACCUGCCCGGACAACCCAGCCGAACCGGCGUUCCAGACGGAGCUCAGAGAGGCCCAGGAGUACUGAAGGCCGGUUCCGAGAGACAGAACGACCUGACCAAGCCUGAAACCGUCGGACCUGAGCAGCUGUGUGUGUGUGUUGGGGUGUGUGUGUGUGUGUGUGUGUGAGAGCUUAUUUAUUAUCCAGGGAACAUUUACUAUGGAGGACAUUUGUAUCAUAGAGCAGCUCAACAGGAAGCAUGUUAUGGUAACUGUAAAAUGUCUUUAUUAUUAUUAUGAUUAGGAUUAUUAUUAUACGAGUGAACACACAAUUAUUUCUUUGUACUUUUGAGUUUCUGUGCGAUGAAUUUUUUGCAUAGUGAUAAAAACUCUUGCUACAAAAUGGAGCCGUGUUUCCCUCAGCCUGCUGGUUGGUCAUGUUGUGACGUCAUGGCCUGCAGUGCGUCCCAGUUUUCCAUGUCUGGUAUAUAACCAUUCAUUGUAGCUUUUAAACUGGUGAUACUGGUCCUGUGUCCAGACAGUGGAUGGUCAGUAGGACCAGUAGUUCUGAAGCCUGUUUGUUCUGAAGAUCCUGCAGCUUCACUUGGUCUUCCUGACAUGGCGCCAGGAACCUCUGAGCUCUGUUAAGAUAAAACUACAUCUUCUGAAGUUUAGAUAUUGACCUCAAACCAGACGUUGGACUGGAUUUUAUUUCAAUGUCAUUUGUGAAUGUUGCUCCUGAUUUUCCACAGUGGAGCUAGAAAGGUUGAAAAAGGUUUUGGAGAAAGUUUCAUCAAUGUGACCCUAAACACAGAUGACUGGCCAAGUCCGGAGGUCACUGCAGUGAAAUUGAUUAAGCUUUUCUUCACAUGAACAAAGAUGGCAGGUGCAGAAUAUAUACAAAGACGUCCAAAGCAGGUUAAGAUCAGACACAGCAGGACCUUCAGUGGAAGAGUCCAUCACCUUCAGCGGGAUUUCUCAGGAGUCUGACCACAGAGCUCCGCUUUUAAAGCCACAGGCUCCGCCCACAGGAAGUCCAAAAACUAAGCAAUUACUUCUAACUCAAAUAAAGUCUUAAAGUAUACAAAAAAUAAUAAUAAUCAGAGAAAAAUAAAUAAAUAAUCUUGUAUUCAAAAAUACAAUACUGAGUUUAAUAGAAAACACUCGGUACGUUCUGAUGACGGCUGUCGAGACGGUCGGGUUAAAGCAGAAAUGAGAAUAAAUGAAACGGAGCGACACCAGCGUAGAAAAGAAACGGAGCGACACCAGCGUAGAAAAGAAACGGAGAGACACCAGCGUAGAAAAGAAACGGAGAGACACCAGCGUAGAAAAGAAACGGAGCGACACCAGCGUAGAAAAGAAACGGAGCGACACCAGCGUAGAAAAGAAACGGAGAGACACCAGCGUAGAAAAGAAACGGAGAGACACCAGCGUAGAAAAGAAACGGAGCGACACCAGCGUAGAAAAGAAACGGAGCGACACCAGCAGAAAAGAAACGGAACGACACCAGCGUAGAAAAGAAACGGAACGACACCAGCGUAGAAAAGAAACGGAGCGACACCAGCGUAGAAAAGAAACGGAACGACACCAGCGUAGAAAAGAAACAGAGCGACACCAGCAGAAAAGAAACGGAACGACACCAGCGUAGAAAAGAAACGGAGAGACACCAGCGUAGAAAAGAAACGGAACGACACCAGCGUAGAUGGAAUGCUCCAGAAGAUAAACAUGAGAACAUCAGACAUCAGAGUGUAACAGGUGACACCAUCAGGUGGCGCUCUCUCUCCAGCCUGAGCCGCCAUACAAGGGAAGCUGGAAGGUGGAGUUCAGGUGCCAAUUUCCCGUGUUAGACCAGGUGUGUGUUGGGCCCCAGGUGUGUGUUGGGCCCCAGGUGUGUGUUGGGCCCCAGGUGUUUGCUGGCUGUGGACUGUAUUGCUGAUGGUGUUCGGUUGGUGGCGUUACCUGGGCCUGGGUGUUCGACGCCGCAGGUUUGCACCAGUUCGGCUAUACAAAGGUUUGAUCUGGGAGGGUUGAUUUAUGCGAUGCAGUUUUUGCACCGCCUCCUGCUGUCCUUUUAGCGUUUGGGUUUUUUCUCCUUUGUUAGUCCGCCCAGUUAGGAUCGUUUUUCUGCUUGUAGUACUUGUGAGGGCGGGCUGACAAUUUUUCAUUCAUUUUGUUUGUUUUGUGGCACUUCCCUGAAUUCUUCCAUCCUGUUUGGCAUGAUCCCCAUGUCGGGUUGACAACAACGGAUAAAGCUAGCGGGGAAUCCUUUAUGUAUUUAACAAUAAAUAUCAAUAAUUAACUUAAUUCCGGUUGCUGAUUAUUACGCUUUGGCUUGCCCAAGCUAUAACAAGAGCAUCAUCUGCUGCUGUUGGAGAGAAUCAGGUAAAGAUGAAAGAAAAUAUUCACAUUACUCAUUGUCUGGGUCCUCCAACGACCAGCAGAGGGCGCCACUAUGAUCCGCUUCACCAACAGAACAUCCUGUGUGGAAACAGCCCAGAGCAGCAGCUCUGCAGGACAACAGACUGAGGGUCACUGAGGAUUUCACCGCAGCUGACGAGGCUCUGCCAGGAAAAGUGUGGCCAUUAAUGGAGGAAGGAGAAAAGGCCACUCUGCUGGAGUUCGCCUGAUCACUGAGGGAAAAGAAGUCCAGUCGCCGCUGUCCCCAACCGGACAGAACCUCAGUCCUUCCUUAUGGACACAACAAGCCCUUCAUAACCAGCAAGAUCUCAGGUUCUGCUCAGAUGGUCACCUACAAAACCUACACUUUUAAUAUUUGGAUCCUUUUCUAUCUUCUAAUCCUUGUUUGUCUAUUUUCAUGAUCUUAAUUCACUCCAAGGUCUAAGAAUGAAUUCUCUGUUUUUUAUUGAAUCCUGCUUGAUGUGUUCUGCUCACUACAUGGUUAAGUCCAGUCUCAGCUUCCCUGUGCAUUUCAGCACUUUUUAUAUCAAUUUGAGUUUAUUGUCCUUUAUAGUUAUUAAUGCAGCCAUAUUGUUCCAAACUGCAAGUUUCUCCUAAGUGUUACCGUCUGACAUGCUGAGUCACUUUAGCUCCAUCUGUUCACGGUUUAAAUCCCACCAUUCGGGAUCUG